AUGAAAUCGUGGAUGAAGCUGGCACUGGCUGCACUGCCAGUGACAUUUCAAUCUGUGCUGGGCCAGCAUGUUGUCGACCUAACUGGGGAUGGCUGGACGGUCAGCAGCAAGGCUUUGAAUAUCUCCGUUCCCGGUCAUUUGCCUUCGCAGGCUCAUUUGGAUCUCCUGGCUGCCAAUGUUAUUGAUGAUCCGUUCGUAUUUGUUUCUAGCUACUAUGGACUGAAUGAUUUCAAUUUGCGAUGGAUCCCGAACAAUAACUGGACGUACACCAGUCAUCCUUUAGGUGGACUUUCCACCACCUCCAAAGCAUCCUGGCUUGUUUUUAAUGGUUUGGAUACUUUUACCACGAUUGAGCUGUGUGGCCAGUUUGUUGGUACUACUGACAACCAAUUCCGUCAAUACACAUUUGAUGUCACCAAAAUCGUCAACAGCUGCAAGGGUCACCCCAGCCUGUCGCUUAAUUUUGGGAGUGCGCCCAAAAUUGCCAACGAAAUUGCUCAAAAUCCUUCUUCUGAAAAAUGGCCUUAUGGUCCUCAGCAGAUUUAUGAAUUCCCGAACCGCUGGUAUAUUCGCAAAGAACAAUCUGACUUCGGUUGGGAUUGGGGUCCAGCCUUUGCUCCCGCGGGUCCAUGGAGAGACGCGUAUUUGGUGCAAUUUGAGCAUGAGGAAAGCAUCUACGUCCUCAACACUGAUCUAGACAUCUUCCGUCAAGGUCAAAUUAAUCAUCUCAGUCCAGAUCAGAGCAAGCCAUGGGUUGUGAACGCCAGCAUUGACUUCCUUGGCUCAUUGCCAAGUCACCCCUCUAUGCAUAUUGAGAUCAAGGAUGUCAAAUCAGGAAGCGUCAUCAAAUCCGGGUCCCUCCAGAAUGUCUAUACCUCGGGUCAAACCAUCACAGGAAGCAUUACUGUCGGGGCCGAUACACCCAAUCUCUGGUGGCCUACAGGAAUGGGCGAACAAAAUCUCUAUUAUGCCACAAUCACAGUGAAUGGCACUCAGGGAGCCCUGGCUAGUGUCACGAAGCGCACUGGAUUCCGCACAAUUUUCCUUAACCGCCUUAAUAUCACCGAUGAACAGCUCGCUCAAGGAAUUGCACCGGGCGCAAACUGGCACUUUGAAGUCAAUGGACAGGAAUUUUACGCCAAAGGUUCGAACUUCAUUCCACCAGAUGCAUUCUGGCCUCGAGUCACGGAAGAAAAAAUGCAGCGUCUCUUUGAUGCCGUUGUUGCUGGAAACCAAAAUAUGCUUCGUGUAUGGGCAUCUGGUGCCUAUUCGCCAGAUUUUAUCUACGACAUUGCCGAUGAACGCGGUGUUCUCCUCUGGAGCGAGUUUCAAUUCAGUGAUGCUAUGUACCCCGUCAAUGCAAGCUUCUUGGAAGACGUUGCUGCCGAAGUCUCCUACAACGUGAGACGAGUGAACCACCACCCUUCUCUCGCUCUAUGGGCUGGUGGAAAUGAAAUCGAAAGUCUCGAAUUACCUCUCAUUAAAGAUGCAGAUCCAGAACACUAUUCGUACUGGGUCGGACAAUAUGAACAGCUAUUCAUCAGCUUGAUUCUCCCACUCGUCUACGAGAACUCGCGCUCAAUUUCUUACAUGCCCAGCAGCACAAACAACGGCUACUUGUAUGUCAACCUAUCGGCAACGGUUCCAAUGGCCGAACGCUAUGACAAUACUACAGCUGGGUCAUAUUAUUCAGACACCGAUCACUACAACUACGAUAGUAGCGUUGCGUUUGAUCUGAGCAGCUACCCCGUCGGUCGGUUCGCGAAUGAAUUCGGUUUCCACAGCAUGCCAAGUCUACAGACCUGGCGCCAGGCCGUCGACGAACAGGAACUACACUUUAACAGCAGCACCGUCAAGCUCCGCAAUCACCACUAUCCCCCCGGUGGCACCGAGACCCGCAACUACCAAAACUCGUCCAUGGGAAUGGCUGAAAUGACCAUGGCGGUAGAACGCUACUACCCCAUCCCACACAAACAGGACUCUGUCGCGAACUUCAGUGCCUGGUGUCACGCAACCCAGCUCUUCCAGGCGGACAUGUAUAAGAGUGAGAUUCAGUUUUACCGCCGCGGAAGUGGAAUGCCUGAGCGUCAGCUCGGGUCUUUAUACUGGCAGCUUGAGGAUAUCUGGCAGGCGCCUACCUGGGCAGGUAUCGAAUACGAUGGCCGGUGGAAGGUUCUCCACUAUGUUGCUCGGGAUAUCUACAAGCCUGUCAUUGUUGCACCGUACUGGGAUAAUUCGACCGGGGACCUUUCUGUAUACGUCACAUCCGAUCUCUGGGAGACGGCGCGUGGAACAGUGAACUUGACUUGGGUUGACCUCGCUGGAAAGAGCAUUCCGGGUAACGCCAACACUCCCCUAACCACCCAGUUCACUGUUGGUGGACUCAACACUACCAAGAUUUUCGAAGCCAAUGUUUCGACUCUCGGUCUUCCUGAUACAACAAAUGCCGUCCUUUUGAUGUCAGUUAAUGCGCGUGGUCGUCUGCCGAAUGCACAGAAUCACACCACGUCUAUAUUCAAUCAUCGCAAUCAGUUCACUCCUGUGUACCCCAAUGACGUCGCGCUAGUGGAUCCUAAGGUUAAAGUUUCUCAUGAUGCAAAGACCGGUCUGUUCACUGUUGAAGCUAUGAGUGGCGUAUCCCUUUAUACCUGGUUGGACUACCCGGCUGGUGUAGUUGGGUACUUUGAUGACAACUCAUUUACCCUUCUUCCUGGGGAGAAGCGACAAAUUGGCUUCACUGUACAGAAGGAUGAGACGGGUGGCAAGUGGGUUGAAGGAGUGACGGUUCGGAGUCUUUGGGAUCAAUCGACAAAUUAG
Molecule: messenger RNA, 2817 nt
Organism: Penicillium verhagenii
Lineage: Eukaryota; Fungi; Ascomycota; Eurotiomycetes; Eurotiales; Aspergillaceae
Exons: 5
Coding region: 1-2817 (938 amino acids)
Biological process (GO): carbohydrate metabolic process; glycoprotein catabolic process
Molecular function (GO): beta-mannosidase activity
Source: RefSeq, a predicted model, not a curated record